AUGGCGGCGCGCGUGUUGCGGGGCCUUUGCCGGGCGAGGCCGGCGCUGCUCCCCGCCCGGACCCCCCGAGGCAUCCUACACCGAGCCGCCGCCGGCGCCGCCCCCAGCUCCGAGUUCCGGAGCGAAUACGCCCUGGACAGGCUCUAUCUGGAGCAGAAGAGAAGCGACGCCGCGGAGGGGACCCAAGAUGGGACAAAACAAACCUCUCCUGAUAUUCCUAUGGAUUGUCUGUCCAUAUCCUAUUGCCGGAGCAGUGGACCCGGAGGCCAGAAUGUUAAUAAAGUGAAUAGUAAGGCAGAAGUUAGAUUCCAUUUGGCAUCAGCUGAUUGGAUUGCAGAAGAUGUGAGGCAGAAAAUAGCAGUGAUGCACAAGAAUAAAAUAAAUAAAUCUGGCGAGCUGAUCAUAAACUCUGAAGUGAGUCGCUACCAAAUGAAGAAUCUGGCAGACUGCUUGCAAAAAAUCAGAAACAUGAUUAAGGAGGCCACUCAGAAAUCCAGUGUGGUAUCCAAGGAGAAUUCCCAGCUCUUCAUAGCCAGGGUGCAAAAAAUGAAUCGUGAACGACUGCGACAGAAAAAAAUUCAUUCGACUAUAAAACAAAGCAGGAGGGUAGACUUUGAUUGAAGACAACAACAAAAUUGCCUGGAUAUGGUAUUUUUAAACACAUUGGCCUGGAAACUGAAGAGGAUACUCAAAUUAUAAACUGUCUUUAAAAAAGUCUUUGCUUAAAACAUGUAAAAAUAAAAUGUAAUUUAACAUCUGCUUUCUUGUAUUUAGUAAAGUGGGUUUUCACUAAC
Emys orbicularis (European pond turtle) is the source of this 794-nucleotide messenger RNA. It is a transcript of the gene MRPL58, whose product is annotated as mitochondrial ribosomal protein L58. NCBI's taxonomy places the organism in Eukaryota, Metazoa, Chordata, Testudines, Emydidae. The record is from RefSeq and is a predicted model, not a curated record. Gene Ontology annotation, molecular function: peptidyl-tRNA hydrolase activity; translation release factor activity, codon nonspecific. Gene Ontology annotation, biological process: mitochondrial translational termination. Gene Ontology annotation, cellular component: mitochondrial large ribosomal subunit. The transcript has 6 exons. Bases 1 to 621 code for a protein of 206 amino acids.